AUGAAUCCAGCAGAUCUUCCUAGCAGAGGUUGUUCUGCACAUUUUGCAUCUUUGAAAUGGUGGGAGGGUCCUACAUGGUGGAGGCCUGUCAUGGUGGGAGGCCUGUCACUGAAGAUAUUACAUGUGAAGAGGAAAGAGAAAUACUGGCUUCUCUGCGGAAGGAGAGCCGUUAAACAUUUAUUGAGAUCUUGCAUUAUUUGGAAGCGAUUUUCAGCUAAAGGUAAUAAUCCUCCCACUGCACCACCACCAGCAGAUAGAGUUAAAGACGCUGCUGCAUUUCAGAUAACAGGAGUGGACUGCACAGUGAUUCUAAGAGAUAACUCAAAAGCUUGGAUUGCUCUUUCCACCCGUGCGGUGUAUCGUGCCGUCCACCUCGAAUUAAUAACAUCCAUGUCAAUGGAGACAUUUCUAGUAGCUUUUCAUCGUUUUGUUGCUCGCAGAGGGAAACCUUCAGUCGUAUACAGUGAUAAUGGAACUAAUUUCAAAGGAGUUGCCAGUGAUUUUGAGAAAAUUUUCCUUGAAGCAAGAGAAGAACACAUAACUUGGAAGUUUAUACCACCUAAUGCUCCUUGGUGGGGAGGUCGGUGGGAGAGACUGUAG
Molecule: messenger RNA, 600 nt
Organism: Stegodyphus dumicola
Lineage: Eukaryota; Metazoa; Arthropoda; Arachnida; Araneae; Eresidae
Source: RefSeq, a predicted model, not a curated record